Molecule: messenger RNA, 1297 nt
Organism: Aaosphaeria arxii CBS 175.79
Lineage: Eukaryota; Fungi; Ascomycota; Dothideomycetes; Pleosporales
Product: SEN34 subunit of tRNA-splicing endonuclease
Exons: 1
Coding region: 231-1190 (319 amino acids)
Biological process (GO): tRNA-type intron splice site recognition and cleavage; tRNA splicing, via endonucleolytic cleavage and ligation
Cellular component (GO): tRNA-intron endonuclease complex
Molecular function (GO): tRNA-intron lyase activity; nucleic acid binding
Source: RefSeq, a predicted model, not a curated record
CGCCAUGAUACCAUACAAGUGAAAAGGUAUGUCAACACAACUAAUUUCCUAUCUCUGGGUUUAUAUGAUUAUUCCAAAUUUCAAUCUGUCAAUCUUCUGUAUCCUACGGGAACUGAUGACCCCAAAUUUUUGUAUUCACACUAUGAUUCACAACCAGAGCUCAGCUUCUUAUUUCUUACGCAAUUUCUUCGCGUCUCCUUGCUGACAAGUCUUCGGUAUAGUAGUUUACAAUGGCUCCGGUCACAGAGCCCUUCCCCAUUUCUCGCAUCGCAAGUCGUUACUUGCUAUUUGAUGUCGACAUCAUCAGCCAUGUGCGCCGCAACCAUAAUAUGUGCGGCCUCCUAGUCGGCACCAUUCCCAAUCUCUCACAGCAGAAUGUCUUUCUCGGCAUUCCGCUUGAGCUUAUGCCUGAGGAAGCACGCGUCCUGGUAGAACAGGGCGCUGCAUAUAUUGUCGAUGAUGCGCAGGCUCAUCGACAAGGCUUCAUGGAGAUGAGUCGAGAAGACCGAUUGAAGUUCUUACAAUAUAUGGACCAGCAAGGCCAUGAGAAGGCCAUGGAGUCGAAACGUAUGACCGAGCAGAGGACGGCAAAAGCACUCAGUGCGAAGGGUUUGAAGCCAAAGGAAGAAGAAAACCCUCCAGUGGAUCCUGAACUAGUGCCGGAGCCGUACCGUGAUGUGACCAUGCCGCAAUUCAGGCCAAACUCAUUGGCAUCAGUCAAACCUGUUGAAGUAAAGGAAGAGUCGCUCUUCGACUCGGAACCUGCUGCUACGGCCGUUUCUGCUCCUGAGAACAAGAUCGUUCCUCAUUUCAUCACACCCACCACUUCUCACCCUCCACUACCAAAGCCAGCUAUAGACCAUUCGAUACCGCUACCCGUGGUUCCAAAGAGCUAUUCACUGUACAGAUAUGUGCAGUCGAAAGGCUACUUCACAAUGCCUGGACUGCGCUUCGGCUGUAAUUACUCAAUCUAUCCUGGCGACCCGCUUAGAUUCCACAGCCACUUCCUCGGGACUGGUCUCGGAUGGGAUGAAGAGUUUGAUCUACUCGACGUCAUUGGCGGAGGUCGGUUAGCGAAUAGAAACAAGAAAGCAUAUCUGAUCGGAGGCGAGGAUCCACAGGUGCCAAAAGAGAGUGUGACAUCCACAGAGGGAAUGCGUGUGUUUUCGAUUGAGUGGGUGGCAAUGUAAACAUUGUUGGUUUGCCUCGUCGAGCUACACAAAAGUAAAGAACGAAGACAUUGAACAAACCGAAUGAUAUUCUGUUCAUUCUACCACAAAUAUACCCUAUUAUCACA